Acanthamoeba castellanii str. Neff is the source of this 3204-nucleotide messenger RNA. RefSeq names its product mannosyl-oligosaccharide alpha-1,2-mannosidase. Gene Ontology annotation, molecular function: mannosyl-oligosaccharide 1,2-alpha-mannosidase activity; calcium ion binding. Gene Ontology annotation, biological process: carbohydrate metabolic process; N-glycan processing. Gene Ontology annotation, cellular component: Golgi membrane; endoplasmic reticulum. Lineage: Eukaryota; Discosea; Longamoebia; Acanthamoebidae. The transcript is spliced from 12 exons. The coding region runs from base 1 to 3204 and encodes 1067 amino acids. The record is from RefSeq and is a predicted model, not a curated record.
AUGUUGCCGACUCACGUGCGAAGGGGCGGCGGCCAGCGGGGCGUGUGGGGCCGCAGCGGCGGAGGUGGUGGGAGCUGGUGGGGGCGGGGCCGCGGGUGGUGGGUGACGUGGGGUCUCGGGUGCCUCGUCCUCUUCACCCUCGCCGCGCCCCUCUUCUUCCUCGACCUGAGCCAGGAGAGCCGAGCGCGCCUUGGUACGUCCUCCUCGUUCUCCUCGCUGCCCCCGUUCGUGCGCGUCGCCACCACCCACGCCUCGGCCGGCACCACCUCUACCUCUACCACCACCUCUACCACCUCUUCUUCUUCUUCUUCUUCCAGCUCUCUACGCGGCUCGUCGCCGCUGCCACGUCGUCACGUCGUCGACGACAGCAACGACGAGGACCUCGCGCUACUUCGUCGCGCAGAAGAGCACGCCAGUGAAGACGAGAAUGUAGUAGCAGAGGAGGAGGAGGAGCAUGAGGAAGUGGUGGAAAGUGAAGAAAAAGAAGAAGAUGAAGUGGAGGAGGAAGUGGAAGUGGAGGAGGCCUACCACGAGCCUGCGACUCGGCAGCGGCGGGCGACAGCGAGCGAAGAGGAGGAGGAGAUCGAAGAAGAAGAAGAAGAAGACGAGUCGGAGAGGGAGGAGGGCGAGCGACGGAGGCUCGAGCUGGGCGGAGGGCCGGCGGCCACGCGCGAUCAUCGCACGCGCGCCCCGCCCACACCGAGCGAAGAGGAGGAGGCGAGGACGCGGAACGAGAACAACGAUGGCGCCGACGAGAAUGCCGACGACGACGUAGAGGACGAAGCCGCCGCCGCGGCCGCCGACGACGACGAGGAGGAGACGGGAGUGGAAGGUGAUGGAAAUGACGAGGAUGCUGAGAAUGUCGAUGGCAGCAACGACGUAGCGGGCGAGCCUGCCGGCGACGAAGCCGCCGCAACGGAAGAGGAGGAGCAAAACGAGGAGGAGCACGACGAGGGCCAGGAGGCCGCGAGCGAAGGCGCGGCGGAGGAGGACCAAGUCGACGACGAGGAGGAAGACGACGACAGCGACGCGGAGGGAGGAGCCGACGCCAGCGACGAGCCGGCGGCGGAAACGGAGGAAGACGCGGCGGGAGGGGCAGAUGCCGAAGAGCCGGCGGAGGACGAGAGCGAGGGCAAUGACGAAGUGCUCGAGCCUGAAGAAGAAGAAGACGACGACGAAGCCGAUGCCGGGUCGGACGAGGAAUCAGGACCCGAAGGAGGAGAAGAAGAGGGAGCGGAUGCAGAAGAAGGCGGUGACGACGAGGUGGCGGGCGAAGAGAGUGAGGGCGAGGAGGAGACGAGGGUGCAGCAGGUGGAAGAAGAAGAAGAAGAAGAAGAAGACGCCCCGGAAGGCGGAGAAGAGGAGGAAAACCGGGAGAACGAAGACGACAACCAGGAGGAGGAGGAGCAGGAGGAAGAGGAGGAGGAGGAGGAGGAGGUGGAGGAGGAAGUGGAGGAGGAGGUCCACCGGCGUGGAGGCGACGCAGAAGAAGGGGGAGGCGCCACCAGGGAGCGUGGAAGACGUCGAGCAGCCGCGCCGCCGCCGCCGCUGCAACAUGAAAAGGAGGAGGAAGAGCAUAAGCAGAGACCCAACACUAAGCAACAGAACCAGGAGCCGGAGCCGCACCGGGAGGGCGAACCCGCGCCGAAGGACGACGACGGGGAGGAGGCGGAGGCGGAAGAGGAAACGCGCCCGCAGCAGCAGCAGCAGCAGCAGCAGCAUCUGGAGGAGGGCAGCGCGGAUGACGAGAUCGAGAACGAGAAGCGACGGGAGGCCGUGAAGGGCGCCUUCCUCCACGCGUGGAACUCCUACGUACGCCACGCGUGGGGCUUCGACGAACUCCAGCCCCUGUCGCGUUCGGGCAAGGACUGGCUGGGGCAGGGCAUCACCAUCCUCGACUCGCUGGACACCCUCCUCAUCAUGGGGCUCGACCACGAAUUCCAGCGCGCCCGCGCCUGGGUGCGCGACAGCCUCCGCUGGGACGACAAGGAGCGGAUGGUGUCGACGUUCGAGACAACGAUCAGGAAUCUCGGAGGCCUGCUGUCGGCCUACGGCCUGACGGGCGACGAAUUGUUCCUGGAGAAGGCCAAGGACCUGGGCUCGCGCCUCUUGCGCGCCUUCCAGGCCGACGACCUCAUGCCCAAGGCCGCCGUCGGCCUCGUCUCGGGGCGUGGCAAGAAUCCGUCGUGGACGGGCGGGAAGGCCAUCCUAUCGGAGGUGGGCUCCAUCCAGAUGGAGUUCCUCUACCUGGCCAAGGCCGCCCGCAACGCCUCCUUCGCCGAGAAGCCGUCCGGGGUGAUGGACGUGCUGGACCAGCAGGGCAAGAUCAACGGCCUCUACCCCAUCUACCUCGACGGCCACUCCGGCAAGCUCUCCACCUCCUCCAAGGUGACGUUGGGCGCGCUGGGGGACAGCUUCUUUGAAUACCUCCUCAAGCUGUGGCUCCUGGCGGACAAGCGCAUCCCCAAGUACCAGCGCAUGUACGACGAAGCCGCGCGCGGCGUCCUUCAGCACAUGACCGCCCACUCCGAGCCCAACAAGUUCACGUACCUGGCCGAGCUCCACAGCCCUCAGAACGGCGGCAAGAUGCCCCGCAUGGACCACCUCAAGGCGCACGGGGCUCUUCCGGAAGACAACGCGCCGUUCAUGGAGCUGGGCGAGCAGCUCACCGCCACGUGCCACGAAACCUACAAGCGCAGCCCUUCCGGCAUUGGGCCGGAGGUGAUCGAGUUCAAUCCGCGCAACGGCGACGACUUUUCGCCUGCCCAGAAUGCCUACCUCCUCCGCCCUGAAACGGUGGAGAGCUACUUCAUUCUGUGGCGGCUCACCCACGACCGACGCUAUCGAGAGUGGGGCUGGGAGGCCUUCCAGGCCAUCGAAAGACACUGCCGCCACCACGUCGGCUACGCCGGCCUCAGGCACGCCAUCCCCCUCCCCCUCUCCAACCACAACCACAACCACAAAGCAAUUGCAAUUGACCGCGGUAAGGAGUUGGACGUGGACUCGAGCACGCCGGAGAAGGACGACACGCAGCAGAGCUUCUUCCUGGCGGAGACGCUGAAGUACCUCUUCCUCCUGUUCAGCGACGACGACGUCAUCCCGCUCGACCAAUACGUCUUCAACACGGAGGCCCACCCGCUGCCCAUCUUCAAGGACUCCUUCGCCGACUGGAAGGGCUUCACCGGCAGCCGCCGCUUCGAAUGA